UUUACUACCACCCGUCACAUUUAACGAAUAGCCUUCAAACGCGUUAUUUGCCACUACGAAAGUCGCAUGAGCUGAUACCGCAGUGGAGAAUUUUGUUCUUGUGGCCUGUGAGUUUCCGUGGCUAUCUGUCUGGCCUACCGAACGAGAACGCCUAACUUACAUGGUUAUCCUUUUGUAGCUUUUGAUUAUUACAGGUAGCUGCACGCUGGAGUCAUAUGUGCUUAAAAUACAACCGGUGGGGACACGGUUACGUGCAUAUAUGGGUUCAAGUAAGAGUCUAGAUGAAAAUGCAGCUGAUCAUGUAUCUAAUUAGUCUCCAUCAGGUGAUGUGUGUCUGCAGGAGAAAAGAAAGGCGCACAGACAGUAGCGGUCACUGCAUGUCAAAAAGAGCCUAGGCUUUUCUUGUUCUUUUCUUUUUUUGUGCAAUGCAUGCUUCAAGUACAUACACACCUAGUGUCACACAAACUACAGCCCCAUAGUUUGCACCAGGUCAUGUAAAAUAAGUGUGUUGUUAGAGGUAAAAGUGGGGAAAAUACGCUUGGGCUUCCCAGUUUAACUAUUUAAAGUUUUAAAUAAGUGGACUUAAAUAUUCCCUGUAAAAUUAAUAUAGUUUGAACUGUACCCCCUUCACUUUUGCCCAUUUUUCCCCAUCAUUUGCCAUUUGUGAUUAUAGACACCAGCUAUCUGUGGGCAGUGAUAUAGCUUUUGGUGCUGGAACUCAUUUCAUAUAGUACCUAAACAGCUUGGCUGAGUAUUUAUGUGUUUAUUAUGUGAAACUCUUUCUUCAACUGCGGUGUAAUAUUGGGUAAGAUAGAAAGGGUUAAUGAAAACUUAGGGUGCUCCAAGGCAUUCAGGAAGGAUCUUCUCAAGCUCAACAGUUUUGUAUACAACUGUUUGCACUGUUUUGAUUAGGAAAUCAGGCUUUCAGUAUGACAAAGUAGCGUGUGUUAAUUGGCCAACAAUCCAGAUUGAGAUUUGCAGUUCAGUGUAGACGCCUGAGUCGGUACAAGUCAUUAUGAAAACCCAACACGGCAUGUUUUAUACACAAUUUCAAUUUUCAAACUGGUAGAAUGAAGCCACGCUUCGAUAGCCUUUUGCCUUACACCUCCUUGUGGCUGUUUAAUCCACAGACUCUUGACAUGGGGAGUAAAAUGUCCUUCAACAGAGGAGGCAGUGACCAAAAUACAGUCUCUGAAUUUACUUCUGUGACACCUGAUCCUCGCAGUCCCAUUCAUGACCCUUCGGACUGUAAGCAGAUUCCUGAACAUAAGACACGCAGUGAGGAAAACCUGGACUCGAGAUGGGGAGACGGACUGAAAGCAGCAGAGCGGGAUCGGGGCGCCCUCGAAUCCCAGUCGCCUGGGCGCCUGGAGUCUGAUGGCCGAGUCAACUCGGAAACAGUUGGGGGAACAAAUUCUCGACUGAGUGAACACUUGUCAGCGCAGGUAAAAAUGGAAGCAGAGUCUCAAAUGACCCCUGGGAGCCUUUGCAGCUCCACAACUGACCAUCAAGGGAAGCCCAAGGAGGUCCACAGAAGACGCGGGAGGCCUCGUAAAAUGGGGCCGCGGCGGAUCGGGGGCAAAAGGGGCCCGGACACCGCCGAGCUCGAUGCAGUUCAACACAAGGAGGUCAGCACCACCAUACCUUUGCCAACCCGUCUAGAAAACCACAACAGUGAGGGUUCGCCUAACGCCGCAGAUGAUCACUUAAUUAGUAAUUCACAUAAUAAUGUGAUGUCCGGAGUUUGUGCUGUCCCGGAUGACAAAGUAGAAGGUGGUGCCCCAUUGCUGCCAAGAAAAAAAAGAGGUCGGCCAAAAAAAACAGCUUUUCAGAGUAUAGCUUCUGAGGCUGCUGCUGCCAGGACUCCAGCGUCUUCUACUCGUGCCAUGAAUUUUAGUGGCCCUGCACGGAGACUCAGGAGUAGAGGGGAGCAGCAUCCCUCAGAAGAAAAGUCCCCGAGCAUGGAAGGCCUCAAGCAAAGUGAACAGACUCCCGUAGGAAGUAUAAAGACAGACAGAUUUGAAGGUGUCAAAAGAAGAAGGCAUAAGGUGCACCCUGAUCUGCAAAUUCCAGCAAAGGUGUCCCAGCUGGAAGAGUCCCAAGAGGCCUCUUUAGUGUUGAGCAAUGACAGAGAUUGUGUGGGGAGAGCAGAUGCAGAUAAGCAGGUGGAACUGAACGCUGACAAACAAGAGACUGACACGGACGGAAAAAAGGUCUGCCAGGUUUCCCUGCAGUGUGGUGAAGGACAAGAGCAGCAGACACAACAUAAAGACAGUGAUACGUUGCCACAAAAUAAUUGCCCACCAGAACUUGACUUGGUUCUUUCAGACGGAUGUAAAACCUUAGACUUGGUAAGUCCUGCUCAGACUGAUUAUGCUCAAAUAAAGCAGUCAAAGGACAUUAAUGUCAGCGAGGAGUCACAGUCAAAAACCCCUGAUUGCUUAGGGAUCACAAAUGCAGAGUUGCAGGCGGCAGAGCCCUCAAUGACAGAUACAGUAACAUGCUCUAAACAAACACCUAAAACUGUUGUGAAGAGUGAGAACGUAGAGAUGGAGCUGGAUCAUUUAAAUCCCGUGCCACAGUCAAGUAUUCCCAAAUCCAAUCAGUGCACUGCCAAAACCACAGUUAAAUCUGAGAGCCCAAACCGUCAGCGAAACACUUUUAGGUGCAAGAAAGGCGGUAAGAGAAAGAGGAGGAUAAAAAAUGUUUUGUUACAGAAAGACCAUCUUUUAGAGAGGCACGAAGCAAGCGUCGACACGAAGGAAGAAACCAGCUGCGUUGACGUGGAUAAAAACGUCGGCUCAGAUGUCGACGCGGAGAUCAUUUAUACUAAAAGAGGGAAUAAAACACUGUUGAAAUGUAGUUUCUGUGGUCGUACAUUUAAGUUCCUGUCUCAAUUCGUAAUUCAUCAGCGCAUUCACACUGGAGAAAGGCCUUUCAAAUGCGAUGAGUGCGGCAAAGGUUUUAGCAAGAACUCAAACCUAAACCUCCAUCUCAAGACGCACAGAAAGAGUAACAUGUAUCAGAAAUGUCAGCAGUGCAAGAUUAAAUUCUCUUCCGCCGAGUACGCCUCUCACAUGGAGACGCAUGCGCUAGAGCUGCACCAGGAGGACAAGAACAACAACUAUGAAAGACGGCGCGUAGCAGGCGUCUACGAAAACAGCCGUGAACUUCAUAAAGCAGUCGCGCCAGUGAAGAAAGAAAAAAAGGUUUGCCAGUACUGCGGUAAAACGUUCCCCUUUCAGUCCGCCCUCAUAAGACAUGUCCGCGUCCACACGGGAGAGAAGCCCUACAAGUGCGACAUAUGCGGCAAAGCUUUCGGUCAAGCCUAUUUCCUCCGCGUUCACGAGCUCACACACUGGUCCGUGAAGCGCUACAACUGCACUCGCUGCGAAAAGUCCUUCGCUCACUAUAGCAAUGCAAAGAAUCACACAUGUAGGCCCCUAGGGAACGGUGAGGAUUUACAACUCAACAGACCCAUGAAGCCUUCACUAACCUACACAUGCCACAUCUGCAAGAACGUUUUUGACCAUCUGCAGGAGUUCAACAGCCACAUGAGAGACCACACCGGCGCAAAGCUUUAUCGCUGCUUGUAUUGUGACAAGCUUUUCGGUGUGCUGUCUGAAUUUAACAACCAUCGCAGUCAGUGCAAAGUAGAAAGAUAUAAUUCCAACGCUCCGAUAAAGGAGGAAGAGACCAUGUCGUUGAUCGAGUACAUAGUGCCCGGUGGUAGGUGGGCUGCGGGACACAAUUCAGGUUCAAUCUCGGCCGCAAAUUGCGAAACUAGGGCAACGCAAUCGGAGUCGAGCCACAAGAAAAUCCCCGCCAACUUAAAGAAGCCGUUCCAGUCCGUUAUACCCGCUCACCAUCUCUCGCACCUCGUGUCAAAGUUAAACCAGCUAGAUAAUAGGUCCGACCCCAGGAAAUAUCUGUGUCCGAGCUGCGGGCGGCUGUUCAGGCACAUGGGCAGGCUCCGAGCCCACAUGCUCACGCACUCCCCGGGUCAGAGUUACACCUGUGCCUGUUGUGGCAAGACGCUCGGAAAUUGGCAGAAACUGUGGCACCACCAGAGAAUCCACCGUCAGAGACGUGGGCGCUUCACUUGUCCUCAGUGCGGGAAAGGCUUUCGGUUCGUUGCGGUUUAUAAAAAACACAUGAGCGAGCACCCGGAGUUCCAGUGGGUUCAAGUCAGGCCUAAGAAAGUGUUCCUGCCUUAUCAGUGUGACCAGUGUAGAGACAGCUUUAAGACUCUAGACAUGCUCUUCAGCCAUCAGCUCUGCCAUUCCUCCUAUCAAGACAUACACAAGGACUCUGAUUUUGAUUUAUUCUUAGAUGAUCAUAACACCCAGGCAAACAAGAAAAUGCUUGGUCUUCCCAUGGACCACGACAUAGAAAUGUCUUACACCUUCCCAGAAGGAAACGACUCCCCUCUAAACGCCUUAUCCAAACAUCCAGACCCAGUUAGUCAAGAGUCAUCUCUAGUGCCCAUGAUCCCUGUUGUACAUAGUCCGACUCCUGACUUGGGUAAUUCUUCCCAGCAUCCCAGUCCACAUCCCAGGGCGCAUUUGAGUGAAGAAAGACAGGCAGUUUGUGACAGAAUAUACAAAAAUGUACCUGGAAGAUCCGUUACACCAUUAAGAACUGUGAAAAGUCCGAGCAUUUCAAACGAAGGGUCUUCAGAUGGUGUUAAGUGCGCAGUUUGUGGAAGUGCGUAUCCAACCAUUUCAGACCUUUUCAACCAUUAUUUGGAGCAUGCGAGAGGCCAAGUGUAAAAACCUUUAAUGGAAACAUGGUGGGCCUUUGGAUAUGUGCAUCAAUACAUUGGACAGUGUUUGUAGCCCUUAAAUAACCAACAUUAAAAUGUUGAUAUUCGCCUGGAAAACUUGAGGAAGGUAUAAGGAAUUGGAAGAUUUGUUUAUCCGUGUAUGUUGAAAUUUGUUGUGCUUGUGUUAGCAGCUUCAGAUAGAAACCACUGACCUUCCAGGUUCUGUAAUUCCAUUUUUGACACUUUAAGAUGAACGGAAUAAAUAGUAGAAGGUACUACAUCCCAGUUUGAUGCAGAUGGAUUGUGCCAAAGUGUACUGCAGCUCAAGAUUUGUUUUUUUUUUUUUAUAUUGAGUGCAUUGAUGUUUAAACCUACGCGGCCUUUUGUAAUAAUAUAAUUGGCUUUAUGGCAGUUCUUAUGGGUAAAGAAACUUUACCAACAGAUGAACGGUAUAACUAAUUAAGUUCAAAGGCGAAUGUUCAGCAACGGUCAAACAGUUUUACCUCAUCGUGAGGCCUUUAUUUAAUUUAUAACCACUACAUUUAAGGUAAAAUGGUGCAGAUAUUUUUAUACCCUAAAGUCAAAACUGUCAACAGAAGACUGAUUUCAAAUUCAUUUUGGUCUUCAGCAAGGACAUGUAUCAGCACUCAGUAUUUACUUUUCAGACGUGAAUGUCACCUUUGUUCAUGCUUGUCACAUUGUGGACUCAUUCUGAAAUUGUGUGACAAAAACACAUUCUUAAACUGUUUUACCAAGCAUGUUAUUAUUGUUCUCUGCUUUUGGAUAAGACAACACUUUCAUCCUUAUUAUGAUGGAAUGGAAUUAUCAAGAAGUUAAAAUCAAAAAACAAAAAAACAUUUCAAAAGGUGUUUCAAAGAAGGAUGCAUUGAUCUGUUGUAGAUAAUACACUAUAGUUUGUCUUAAAAUUAAUAAAGUCACUUUUUUAUUCAUA
This is a messenger RNA of Mugil cephalus (flathead mullet), 5717 nucleotides long. RefSeq names its product zinc finger protein 184. The record is from RefSeq and is a predicted model, not a curated record. NCBI's taxonomy places the organism in Eukaryota, Metazoa, Chordata, Actinopteri, Mugiliformes, Mugilidae. Bases 1071 to 4772 code for a protein of 1233 amino acids. The transcript has 2 exons.